Messenger RNA from Phyllostomus hastatus (greater spear-nosed bat), 1895 nucleotides. It is a transcript of the gene PRPF31, whose product is annotated as pre-mRNA processing factor 31. Gene Ontology annotation, biological process: mRNA splicing, via spliceosome; spliceosomal tri-snRNP complex assembly. The transcript is spliced from 14 exons. The record is from RefSeq and is a predicted model, not a curated record. Gene Ontology annotation, cellular component: U4/U6 x U5 tri-snRNP complex; U4 snRNP; precatalytic spliceosome. NCBI's taxonomy places the organism in Eukaryota, Metazoa, Chordata, Mammalia, Chiroptera, Phyllostomidae. Bases 119 to 1618 code for a protein of 499 amino acids.
UCACAACGUAGCUUCGCCUUGGCCGCGGUGCGAGGGCGAAACGUCAUCAGUAAGCGUCGACUGCUGUUGGAGGCUAAGUUCCUAGAAACGGAGGUGCGGGGAAGGAGGAGGCCUCAGAAUGUCUCUGGCAGACGAGCUCCUGGCUGACCUCGAGGAGGCAGCGGAAGAAGAGGAAGGAGGAAGCUAUGGGGAGGAAGAAGAGGAGCCAGCGAUUGAGGAUGUUCAGGAGGAGACACAGCUGGAUCUUUCUGGGGAUUCGGUCAAGAGCAUCGCCAAGCUGUGGGACAGCAAGAUGUUUGCUGAGAUCAUGAUGAAGAUUGAGGAGUAUAUCAGCAAGCAAGCCAAGGCUUCGGAAGUGAUGGGACCAGUGGAGGCGGCCCCUGAAUACAGGGUCAUCGUGGACGCCAACAACCUGACCGUGGAGAUUGAGAAUGAGCUGAACAUCAUCCAUAAGUUCAUCCGGGACAAGUACUCGAAGCGCUUCCCUGAACUGGAGUCACUGGUGCCCAACGCCCUGGAUUACAUCCGCACGGUCAAGGAGCUGGGCAACAGCCUGGACAAGUGCAAGAACAACGAGAACCUGCAGCAGAUCCUGACCAACGCCACCAUCAUGGUCGUCAGUGUGACCGCCUCCACCACCCAGGGGCAGCAGCUGUCGGAGGAGGAGCUGGAACGGCUGGAGGAAGCCUGCGACAUGGCCCUGGAGCUGAAUGCCUCCAAGCACCGCAUUUACGAGUACGUGGAGUCCCGCAUGUCCUUCAUCGCACCCAACCUCUCUAUCAUCAUUGGGGCGUCCACAGCCGCCAAGAUCAUGGGGGUGGCUGGCGGCCUGACCAACCUCUCCAAGAUGCCUGCCUGCAACAUCAUGCUGCUGGGGGCCCAACGCAAGACACUGUCUGGCUUCUCGUCCACCUCCGUGCUGCCCCACACCGGCUACAUCUACCACAGUGACAUUGUGCAGUCCCUGCCCCCGGAUCUCCGGCGGAAAGCAGCCCGCCUGGUGGCUGCCAAGUGCACGCUGGCUGCCCGUGUGGACAGUUUCCACGAGAGCACAGAGGGCAAGGUGGGCUAUGAACUCAAGGAUGAGAUCGAGCGGAAGUUCGACAAGUGGCAGGAGCCGCCCCCUGUGAAGCAGGUGAAGCCACUGCCCGCGCCCCUUGAUGGGCAGCGCAAGAAGCGAGGAGGCCGCAGGUACCGGAAGAUGAAGGAGCGGCUGGGGCUGACGGAGAUCCGGAAGCAGGCCAACCGCAUGAGCUUUGGAGAGAUUGAGGAAGACGCCUACCAGGAGGACCUGGGCUUCAGCCUGGGCCACCUGGGCAAGUCGGGCAGUGGGCGUGUGCGGCAGACACAGGUGAACGAGGCCACUAAAGCCAGGAUCUCCAAGACGCUCCAGCGGACCCUGCAGAAGCAGAGCGUGGUGUAUGGCGGGAAGUCCACCAUCCGCGACCGCUCCUCAGGGACUGCCUCCAGCGUGGCCUUCACCCCACUCCAGGGCCUGGAGAUUGUGAAUCCCCAGGCAGCAGAGAAGAAAGUUGCCGAGGCCAACCAGAAGUAUUUCUCCAGCAUGGCUGAGUUCCUCAAAGUCAAGAGUGAGAAGAAUGGCAUCAUGUCCACCUGAGGGGCCACCCUGGGUGGCCAGCCACUGCAGGGCCACAGGCCCUGUGCAUCUGAAGAGGUCCAGGGUUGGGGCUGGGAGGCUCCAGCAGGGAGAGCCGCCCCGCCGUCAGCCGGUGCCAGAACUAGAACUGUCCAAGGAGGCACAGAGGCCCCCGGCACCGAGAUCACCACCCCAUUCAGGGGCAGAGCCUGUCUUUACCACGUCUCAUCUUUUUUUAUUUUAAUGAGGAAAGGAGGUAACUUUUGGGAGAAGCACGAUUAAAAACACAUUGUCAGGA